Messenger RNA from Ambispora gerdemannii, 2115 nucleotides. Lineage: Eukaryota; Fungi; Glomeromycota; Glomeromycetes; Archaeosporales; Ambisporaceae. The record is from the annotation of a GenBank genome assembly.
AUGUCAACUGCAAGCAACACACCAGUACUUCACAAAUGCGGACCAGAAGCGAGCAUUAUUGCUCCCUUCCGGACCACACUUUUGUUCAGCAUUACCGACCGUGUUGGUGUCUUGGACGAGUGUUUGGCAGCUAUUAAGAUCUUGAACAUUUCAUUGAAGAGAAUUGAGAGUCGUCCUAGCAAGACUCCAGGAUGGGACUACGACUUUUUCAUCGACUUUGACGCAGAAUCACGAGACCAAUUGAAGAAUGUUGUGUCUGAAUUGCAAAAAGUCGCAAAACAAGUUCAGAUUGUUAGUUCUGAUACUUCUGAGGCUGCUGAACUUCAUGUUCCUUGGUUCCCUCGUAAGAAAGCCGAUUUGGACACAUUUGCUGAUAAAGUUUUGGAAAUGGGCGAAGAACUCACCUCUGAUCACCCGGGAGCCAAAGACACAGCAUAUCGAGCACGUCGCGCUGAAAUAACACGUAUCGCAAAGACCCAUCGCCAUGGACAACCAAUUCCCCGUAUUGACUAUACCAAAGAAGAGGUUGAGACAUGGGCCACCGUGUUCCGUAACCUCGUGAAACUUUUUCCCACACAUGCGUGUCGUGAACAUCAAUAUGUGUUUCCGUUGUUGGUCGAGAAUUGCAGGUAUCGAGAAGACAAUAUUCCUCAAUUGGAAGAUAUUUCGCGGUUUUUGAAAGAUUGUACGGGAUUCACAUUGCGCCCUGUUAUGGGUCUUCUUACAUCACGUGAUUUUCUUAAUGGUCUCGCGUUUCGCGUGUUUCAUUCCACUCAGUACAUUCGUCACCACUCGAAACCUUUAUACACACCAGAACCAGAUAUCUGUCACGAGCUACUUGGACAUGCAAAUUUUGCGGACUUUUCACAGGAAAUAGGUCUGGCAUCGCUUGGUGCUAGUGACAACGACAUUGAAAAAUUAGCGACAAUAUAUUGGUUCACUGUUGAAUUUGGGUUAUGUCGACAAGACGGUGAAAUACGUGCAUAUGGUGCAGGACUGUUGUCCUCUUUCGGUGAAUUAGAGUAUGCGCUUACGGAUAAGCCCGAAAAAAAGCCUUUCGAACCAAGCAAAACUGCUGUCCAGAAAUACAUAGUGACAGAGUAUCAAAAACUAUACUUUGUAGCAGAUUCAUUUAAAGAUGCGCAACAAAAGAUCCGUGACUAUGCAAAGACACUGACACGAUCAUUCUCGGUGCGCUAUAAUCCGUACACGGAGACUGUUGAAGUGUUGGAUGAUAAGAGAACAUACUCAGAACACGCGAACCACCACAACCAAACCACAGAAACAAAAGGAGAGGAGGACACAGUUAAAUUAGCAUUUCUCGAGUACGAGCCACCAAGGCUUCAUGCACCGCAUGAGAGCCUUCCGCUAGUCAUUUUGCAUGGCUUGUUUGGUUCAAAACAGAAUUGGAAAUCUCUUGCAAAAGCGUUUGCGCAACGGCUGAAUACUAGGGUUUUUACACUGGAUUUAAGAAAUCAUGGCGAAAGUCCUCAUUCACCGGUUCACACGUACGAAGCAAUGUCCAAAGAUGUAACAGAAUUCCUUCACGAGCAUAAACUUCGUAAGACUGUCAUAAUUGGUCAUUCAAUGGGUGGUAAGGUUGCAAUGACAAUGGCACUCCUUCAAGUACCCCACAUAGAGAAACUAGUGGUUGUGGACUGUGCUCCAACAAAGUACCGACUGUCGCUAGACUUCGCGACGUAUAUCGCGGCAAUGAAGAAAAUUGAGACGGUUGUAGUCUCAAAGCAGAGUCUUGCUGACGAGAUUUUGCGGGAGGUUGAGCCGGAUAUUGCAAUUCGUCAAUUUCUCCUCACUAAUCUGAAAAGGAACCCCGACACUGGCAUAUACAAAUUUCGUAUUCCGCUCGAUCUAUUAGAUGACAGUUUAGAAGAAUUAGGCGGGUUUCCGUUCGAUUCGGCGCAUCAUACUUUUCAUAAGCCUACUUUGUUUGUUGCUGGGACUAAAUCAAAUUAUGUGAAGCCGAAGGUUCAUCCAACCAUUCGAACUUUAUUUCCUGAAGCAGUUAUCGUAGAUAUCGAGGCCGGUCAUUGGGUUCACGCAGAGAAACCUCAAGCGUUCUUAACAAUUGUUUCUAAUUUCGUAAAAGACAAAUAA